Molecule: messenger RNA, 2357 nt
Organism: Talpa occidentalis (Iberian mole)
Lineage: Eukaryota; Metazoa; Chordata; Mammalia; Eulipotyphla; Talpidae
Gene: LCK
Product: LCK proto-oncogene, Src family tyrosine kinase
Exons: 13
Coding region: 115-1644 (509 amino acids)
Biological process (GO): cell surface receptor protein tyrosine kinase signaling pathway; innate immune response; B cell receptor signaling pathway
Cellular component (GO): extrinsic component of cytoplasmic side of plasma membrane
Molecular function (GO): ATP binding; non-membrane spanning protein tyrosine kinase activity; signaling receptor binding
Source: RefSeq, a predicted model, not a curated record
GACACAGGCGGUGGCUGCAACGGCGUGGGGAGCUGCAACUGUGUCUGGGCAGCCAGGCCAGGCCAGAAGGACCAUGUGAAUGGGGCCAGAGGGCUCCUGGGCUGGGCAGGGACCAUGGGCUGUAGCUGCAGCUCAAACCCUGAAGAUGACUGGAUGGAAAACAUCGAUGUAUGUGAGAACUGCCAUUACCCUAUAGCCCCACUGGACGGCAAGGCCACGCUGCCCAUGCGGAAUGGCUCUGAGGUCCGGGAUCCUCUGGUCGCCUAUGAGGGCUUCAACCCUCCGGCCUCCCCAUUGCAAGACAACCUGGUCGUCGCCCUGCACUGCUACACACCCGCUCACGAUGGAGACCUGGGCUUUGAGAAGGGUGAACAGCUUCGUAUCUUGGAGCAGAACGGCGAGUGGUGGAAGGCACAGUCCCUGACCACGGGCCUGGAAGGUUUCAUCCCAUACAACUUUGUGGCCAAAGCGAACAGCCUGGAGCCCGAACCCUGGUUCUUCAAGCACCUGAGCCGCAAGGACGCAGAGAGGCAGCUCCUGGCGCCCGGGAACACGCACGGAUCCUACCUGAUCCGCGAGAGCGAGAGCACAGCCGGAUCGUUUUCCCUGUCGGUCCGGGACUUCGACCAGACCCAGGGAGAAGUGGUGAAACAUUACAAGAUCCGUAACCUGGACAACGGCGGCUUCUACAUCUCCCCCCGCAUCACCUUCACGAGCCUGCACGAGCUGGUCCGCCAUUACACCAAUAACCCGGACGGGCUGUGCACGCGCUUGAGCCGCCCCUGCCAGACCCAGAAGCCCCAGAAGCCGUGGUGGGAGGACGAGUGGGAGGUGCCCAGGGAGACGCUGAAGCUGGUGGAGCGGCUGGGGGCCGGCCAGUUCGGGGAGGUCUGGAUGGGGUUCUACAACGGGCACACGAAGGUGGCGGUGAAGAGUCUGAAGCAGGGCAGCAUGUCCCCCGACGCCUUCCUGGCCGAGGCCAACCUCAUGAAGAAGCUGCAGCACCAGCGGCUGGUGCGGCUCUACGCGGUGGUCACGCAGGAGCCCAUCUACAUCAUCACCGAGUACAUGGAGAACGGGAGCCUGGUGGAUUUUCUCAAGACCUCCACAGGCAUCAAGCUGACCAUCAACAAACUCUUAGACAUGGCAGCCCAAAUUGCAGAGGGCAUGGCUUUCAUUGAAGAGAAAAAUUAUAUCCACCGUGACCUGAGGGCUGCCAACAUCCUGGUGUCUGAUACCCUGAGCUGCAAAAUUGCAGACUUUGGCUUAGCACGCCUCAUUGAGGACAACGAAUACACAGCCAGGGAGGGAGCCAAGUUUCCCAUUAAGUGGACAGCACCAGAAGCCAUUAACUAUGGGACAUUCACCAUCAAGUCUGAUGUGUGGUCUUUUGGGAUCCUGCUGACAGAAAUUGUCACCCAUGGUCGCAUCCCUUACCCAGGGAUGACCAAUCCCGAGGUAAUUCAGAACCUGGAGCGAGGCUACCGAAUGGUACGACCCGAAAACUGUCCAGAGGAGCUGUACGAUCUCAUGAACCUGUGCUGGAAGGAACGCCCGGAGGACCGGCCCACCUUUGACUACCUGCGCAGCGUGCUGGAUGACUUCUUCACAGCCACAGAGGGCCAGUACCAGCCCCAGCCCUGAGAGGUCCAGCUGGCAGGGUCUUGGUGCCCUCCCCCCAUCUUUCCGAACUUGUUGGGGGAUAUGAAGUUCUUGUGCCACCCCCACGUGGCCUAUGCACAUAUGGACUCUGCACAUGAAUCCUGCCCACAUGUAACACACACUUCUUAUGUCUCCCACAUGGAUUCUGCAGCUGCGUGGGCUCUCCACAUGUGUCUUGCAUAUGUGGGCCUGUGCAUGUAUGUCUUGGACAUCUGUCCAAGGUGUCCCCUCUGGGUCCUUCCAUUUCCACCAGAGAGAGGAGAAAGGCCUGUGAUGGACACCAGCUUCUGCCCACUCCCUUUCCUUUUCCCAGGUCAUGGACAAACUCCUUCAGGGCCUGGACCUUAUGUAAUACCUCUGUGUGCUCCUCCUCAGUGCCUGCCACACAUCAGGAGCCCAAUAAAUGUCUGUUUGUUGAUGACAGUUCUACAUUUCUCUGCCUACCACGCCUAUCUCUCUUUUUUGGGAGGGGGCAAUGAGGGUUCUGAGUCACCCUGAAUUGGGGUAAAAUAUGGGAGGAAGGGAUGUCUGAACUCUUUUCAGCACUAGUGAUGCUGAGGAUCAAGAGGCAGUCCCUACACUUUGCUGUAUGAGCUCUAUGAACUGCUUCAAAUGGGACAAUUUUUCUCACCCCAUUCUAGAGGAUUCCUGGAGAUCCCUAACCCUCCCUACUACAUAUAGGUAAAGAGCAUUAA